Messenger RNA from Acipenser ruthenus (sterlet), 2617 nucleotides. RefSeq names its product leucine-rich repeat and transmembrane domain-containing protein 2-like. The record is from RefSeq and is a predicted model, not a curated record. Gene Ontology annotation, molecular function: protein binding. The transcript has 4 exons. Gene Ontology annotation, cellular component: extracellular matrix. The coding region runs from base 536 to 1666 and encodes 376 amino acids. Lineage: Eukaryota; Metazoa; Chordata; Actinopteri; Acipenseriformes; Acipenseridae.
UCUAUCUUUAACACACCAAUCCACACUCGCACACACAACACGCACGCAGACUGGCAGAAAGGGCAUGCAUGCAUACAUACAUAUGCAAGCACACUGGACUCAUAUGCAUGUAGAUCUGCUUUACAGACACACCCGCUUUCUGGCAGAAGCCAGUGGACAUCAUAAAUACAUCAAGUGCUAAUUUGCCCUAAGGAGGCAGAUUGGCUAGUCAGACCACCCAUUCCUAAGAAGACUACAUUUCCUCUGCAGUCUCGUUGUACAAUGACCUGAGCCAAAAGCGGGAGUCUUUCAUUUUCCACACAGGGAGGAAUAUCAUUUUUUUUUUGAGGGGGGUGAAUUUUUGGAAAAACAUCUGUUCAUACAGAAGUUUUAUUUAUUUUUUUAAUGAAAAAGUUUGAUGCUACAAUUUUGGCAAAUGACAUGAAUGGGAUACGGUUUUAAGUGCUACUGGUUUUUUUGUCCCUGUUGGCAGGGAUCGGGUGGACGGUGCUGACAGGCUGAUGUAAGAGCUGGGAAAGCGAGUAUCAAAGCGGGAAUGUCCAAGAUGAGGAGCCUCGCAGAGACCUGGGAACCACAGCAGAACAAACCAGCCCUCAGGCUGUGGAACUCUGCUCUGCUCUGCCUGUUGGGUACAAUGGCCUUUUUGGUGGAAAUGGCAUGGGCCUGCCCCGCCCCCUGCCACUGCAACAGCACCAUAGUGGACUGCAGCGACCACAAGCUGCUUUCCCUCCCUUCCAACCUUCCCCCCAACACCAAGACCCUCCUCCUGCUCAACAACAAACUGAGCUCCCUGUCUCCCAGGGCCUUCUCCAACCUCAGCUCCCUGGAGAGACUGGACCUGUCCAACAACUUCCUGGACAACCUGCCUGCUUCUCUGUUCAGAGACCAGGGCAACCUGUCAGAGCUGGUCCUGCAUAACAACAGCAUCACCAGGCUGGACAAGGGCCUGCUCCAGAGCUGCCCGGGUCUGCAGCGGCUUGACCUGUCCAUGAACGCCCUCUCCCAGGUGCCCCUGGGGCUCCUCGAUGACCUGCCAGGGGUGGAGUGGCUCUCCCUGGCUGACAACAGGCUGCAGGCCCUGGAGAGGGCUGCCUUUGAACCCCUAUCCAGCCUCCAGCACCUGAACCUCAGCGGAAACCCCUGGGAGUGUGAUUGCAAACUGAGGGACUUCAAGCACUGGAUCGAGUGGUUCCUCUACAGAGGAGGGAGGAUUGACGGUGUGGAAUGCAUGCUUCCCAAAGACCUGCGCGGUCGGAACAUUCGCAACGUGCCCAUGGAGAUGUUCAACUACUGUGUGCAACUGGAGGAUGAGAGGGGCUCGCUGGUGCCCAGGGGGGAGGGCAGGGGGCCGCCGUGCAGCCGAGGUGGGGAACCUCCCCCGCAGCCCUCCAAGAGACCCCCUACAGAGGUGGAGGAGCCAGCGGCAGAGUGCGUGAGGCAGCGGUACCGUCCGGUGAGCGUUCGGCGAUCCAUCGGCACGGUGAUCAUCGCAGGAGUGGUGUGCAGCAUUGUCUGCAUUAUGAUGGUGGUGGCGGCUGCGUACGGAUGCAUCUAUGCCUCCCUGAUGGCCAAGUACCAGCGCGAGCUGAAAAAGAGGCAGCCACUGAUGGGGGAUGGAGAUGGAGAGGGAGAGCAGGACGAGAAGCAGAUCUCUUCGGUGGCAUAGAGAGCCCUUCAGCUCAUAUCUCUGGUUUGUGUUGUUCUCUCUCUCUUUUUUUUUUGGAUUCCUGGAUUUUGUGCUUCGUGUCCGUUCAGGAACGAAGAAAGGUAACCUGUCCCAAUCUCUUUACAUCUCCCAAAUCUCCUGGAUUCUGUGUGUGAAUUUGUGUGAGGGUGGAACAGGAGAGAAAGAAGUAAAAGAAUAAAGCUGUUCCAAAGGAACCUGAAUCCAGGACUGUCAAGUCAGCAGGCUGUUUAUAAGCACAAAGCGUAACCUCUCUUACUCUCUCUCUCUCUCUCUCUCUCUCUCUCUCUCUCUCUCUCUCUCUCUCUCUCUCUCUCUCUCUCUCUCUCUCUCUGUCUGUGAUCCAAUCCAAUUCCUAUUAGAAAUACUGCAAAAAAAAAAUCUGGGACAGAGACUGAAUGCCCUUCAGUUUUAGCUGUUUCCAAGUUUCUCUUAUCCAUCUUCUGUUAAAACUGAUAGAGGCUUCUGUUUUUAUGCAGGUCAACUGUACCCAUCUCUGAUUUGAAUAGACACCCUAUUCCUUAACUCUUAACAAAUGGGAUUUAAAGCAGUGCUCACUGAGAAUGGCAUAAGGGUGUGAAUAUUGGAGGCUGACACAGUUGCUGAUGAAGUACACAGUCCCAUUCCUCUUUCUGUCUUGCACACAUGGAUUUUAGAGUAUAUCCGUCUCACAAUACAAAGUAAAGACAAUACUGUGAACUGAAACAAUUUAACAGAUUUAAAACUUAGCUGGACUGCGCUAGUUACAAAACAAAACUCUGGGAUCCGAACGUAACCUUGCUUGUAUCAAAGUUAUCAAUACUCUCUGUAUUAGGCUACUGCAUUCAUGAAUGGUGAAUACCAUCUGCUAAAACAAUUGCUGUUGUAAAAUCCAUUUGAGACAUUAGGAACUAUAAAAUGUAUCAACUAGCACCGUUUGGGGGGGGGGGGGGG